Messenger RNA from Penicillium manginii, 711 nucleotides. Its product is annotated as DUF3431 domain-containing protein. NCBI's taxonomy places the organism in Eukaryota, Fungi, Ascomycota, Eurotiomycetes, Eurotiales, Aspergillaceae. The coding region runs from base 1 to 711 and encodes 236 amino acids. The record is from RefSeq and is a predicted model, not a curated record. The transcript is spliced from 2 exons.
AUGUAUCCUAACAAGAUAUUCUCCGUCAUCAGCAGGUGUACCCCAUACAUCUAUUCGCUGGAUGAUGAGCCGGAAGAAGGCUUCCUCAUUCCAUACACAAAUAGGGGCCACGAAGCAGGUGCUUAUCUUUCCUACCUCACGCAAUACUAUGACAGUCUCCAUGAGUACACCAUAUUUAUUCACGGCCGCGAAGAACAUUGGCAUAACGAUGUUGCCGGGCCCAAGACCUUGAAUCAGCUCCCUAUUUUACGCAUGCAAGCGGUCCAACACUUCGGCUACGUGAAUCUACGCCGUUUACGCCGACCCGGGUGCCCGAGCAGUCUCCGCCAGGACAUUAUUCAGCAAUCCGAUGUUGAGAAUCAGAAUCUGGUCGAUAAUUUUGAUCUAAUUUGGACUGAAAUUAUGGGGACUAGGUCUGGCCCUCCUCCCGACAAUAUCGGGCAUAUGUGCUGUGGGCAGUUUGCUGUCGCGAAGGAAAUAAUUCUCAACAGGCCCAUUAGUGAUUAUGAGCGAUUUAUAGAUUGGGUUGCUAAAACUCAAUGGUCGGAUAAUUAUGGGAUAGGCUGGAUGAUGGAGAAGCUAUGGCAUAUCAUUUUUCAGAUGCCUGCUAAUCACUGUUCUGACGAGUUGCAAUGCCGCUGCGACCUUUAUGGGUGGUGUGGCCCGAACCCUCUUACUGGGGGUGUUGUCUUGAAACCUGUCGGCUCAUAG